Molecule: messenger RNA, 1667 nt
Organism: Peromyscus maniculatus bairdii (prairie deer mouse)
Lineage: Eukaryota; Metazoa; Chordata; Mammalia; Rodentia; Cricetidae
Source: RefSeq, a predicted model, not a curated record
AGACUGCGCCAUGCAGGAAGCGCCAGCUGCGCUGCCCACGGAGCCAGGCCCCAGCCCGGUACCUGCCUUCCUCGGCAAGCUAUGGGCGCUGGUGGGCGACCCAGGCACAGACCACCUCAUCCGCUGGAGCCCGAGCGGGACCAGCUUCCUCGUAAGUGAUCAGAGCCGCUUCGCCAAGGAAGUACUGCCCCAGUAUUUCAAGCACAGCAACAUGGCGAGCUUCGUUCGCCAACUCAACAUGUGUGAGUCCCUCUGCCAGGCGGGGAGCGGGUUGGGGUUACUUGGUGCAGAAAAAAAAAAAAAAAAAUGGGAAAACACCAGUGUCGGUACUUCUGGCUCGGUUUUAUGUGACCCUGUCCUGGAUGAUGCCUCCUGCCUACAGGUACCUGCCCUGCGAGGUGAUGACAGCCGAUGGCGUCCUGAAGACCUGGGCCGACUGCUGGGAGAGGUGCAAGCUUUGAGGGGAGUACAAGAGAGCACCGAGGCACGGCUGCAGGAACUCAGGCAGCAGAAUGAGAUCUUGUGGCGAGAGGUGGUGACCUUGCGGCAGAGCCACAGCCAGCAGCACCGGGUCAUCGGCAAGCUAAUCCAGUGCCUGUUUGGGCCGCUUCAGACAGGUCCCAGCAGUACAGGAACCAAGAGAAAGCUGUCUCUGAUGCUAGACGAGGGGAGCUCAUGCCCAGCACCUGCCAGAUUCAAUGCCUGCCCCCUAUCUGGUGCCCUCUUCCAGGACCCCUACUUUAUCCAGUCGCCCCUUCCAGAGAGUACCUUGGGCCUCAGCCCUCACAGGGCCAGAGGGCCCAUCAUCUCUGACAUCCCAGAAGACGCUCCGUCUCCUGAAGGACACAGGCUUUCUCCCUCCCUUGGUGGCAGGAGGGUGAAGGGUCUGGCGCCGCUCAAAGAAGAGCCGGCCAGUCCAGGGGGGGAUGGCGAGGCCGGGCUGGCCCUGGCCCCAAACGAGUGUGACUUCUGCGUGACAGCGCCCCCACCGCUGCCUGUGGCUGUGGUGCAGGCCAUCCUGGAAGGGAAAGGGAGCUACAGCCCUGAGGGGCCCAGGAGUGUGCAACAACAGCCUGAACCAAGGGGCCCCAGGGAGGUACCUGACAGGGGGACUCUGGGCCUGGAGCGGGGUAACCGGAGCCCCGAGAGUUUGCUGCCCCCAAUGCUGUUUCGGCCUCCCCCUGAAACCGUGGAGUCCAUAGCACCCACGGAUGUGCUGGGCCCUAACCUGCAAGGACGAGAAUGGACCCUGAUGGACUUGGACAUGGACUUGUCUCUGAUGCAGCCCUUGGCUCAAGAGAGGGGUGAGGCUGAGCUGACAGUCAAGGAGCUGAAUUCUUCAGGUGUAGGGAAAGACCACACGCUGGGAACCCCACUCCUGCUGGACGUUCCCGCAGAUUUGGAGGGUACAGCCUUGUCCGUGCCUGGGGCUUUAACCCUUUACAAUACCCCUGAAAGCAGUGCCUCCUACUUAGACCCUGGAGCCAGUCCUUCCUCCCCCUGAAGCCCUCACCCCUCUGAAAAAGCCUGGCUAAGGAACCGGCACGCAGCACACACCCCCUUAGGCUUCCUGGCGUCCCCUGGGGGGAGGUGAACGAAGCCCCCGUUAUGCGCAGCCUCUCUCCACUACCCUAGCGAGUCCUGCAACAUAAACUGCAUUCCCCAAA